AUGUCAAGCAAACCCGGCUCGGGCGCCACCUCCACUAACCCAGCAAAGGAGAAGCCAUCGGAGCCCGACAUUUUACAAGAAUUGGAGGGACACAUCUCUCCUGAUCCACUCCGCGAGAAGGGCGCCUGGAAUCCCCGCACCAAAUCUCAGGCGUCUAGCAAGGGUGAUGCCCCCUCGACCGCUACGCCGCUCAGCUCUUAG
This is a messenger RNA of Linum trigynum, 201 nucleotides long. The record is from the annotation of a GenBank genome assembly. NCBI's taxonomy places the organism in Eukaryota, Viridiplantae, Streptophyta, Magnoliopsida, Malpighiales, Linaceae.